UUGAAUCCAGUGGUCCAGUAGUUCCAGUGGUGAGAUAGCGCUGGGAUGUUGUGUAUGGUGUAUGUGCUGUGAGACUGCACUGGGAUUCUCAGCAAAUCUGAUUAUAACUCAACUCCCAAUACAUUAUACAACAAAAACAACUUUUCGUGUAUCCAGUGGUUGGAAAAGGCAUAGGCUUUGGGAAGUAUAGCCCAAAGAAUUUGGUGACUGUUGUAUACAUUACGCGAAUAUACAGUGCACUACACUAUCGGCGCCGCAACAAAACAUGUGUCUAUUAUUGGUGAUAAUCAGCGCAUUCUUCGUGUCCAUCGGUGGUCAACAGAAUCCGACCAUCAGUUUCAUCACGAAAGAGCGUAUUGUGAACAUCGGCGACACUAUAGACCUCUCCUGUUCCGUACAGUACGCCAGGGACUACCCCACCAUAUGGGCUAAGAUUAAUAGGGAUAACCCCGUGAACCACCUGUUCAUCUCCAAGGGCUCAUCCCUGUCCAUACCGGACAACAGGUACUCCAUCCGACACGACGACGCCAGCAGUACUUAUACGCUGCAGAUCUCUAAGAUCCAGGAGAUCGACGCCGGACACUACCAGUGCCAAGUGGUCAUCGGCACGUCCAGCCGGGUCACCGCAGAUGUGAACGUCUUCGUGCGGAUCCCGCCCGUCAUCAGCGACAACAGCACCCGAUCGGUGAUCACGAGUGCCGGCGCAUCCAUUUCCCUCCAGUGUUACUCCUUUGGCUUCCCUCAGCCGCAGAUCAGUUGGCGCCGGGAGAACAACGACCUCUUGCCCACUGGGGGCGCACUCUAUAGGGGCAACAUCUUGAUCAUACACAACAUCACCAAGAAUGACCGUGGUACUUAUUACUGUAUCGCCGAUAAUAACGUGGGCAAAGGUGCCCGACGUAAUGUGGGCGUUGAGGUGGAGUUCGCGCCGGCGGUCACUGUGGAUAAGGUGCGAUACAUGCAGGCCCUCCAAUAUGACGCCGAUUUGCACUGUCAUAUCGAGUCGUUCCCCAAUCCCAGCAUCAUAUGGCUUAAGGACGGGUAUGAGCUGAAGGACUCCCAGCACCAUCACAUCAGCAUAUUUAGUACGAGCCAUGAGUUCACCGAUUCUGUGCUCCGGGUCAAGCGUAUUGAGAAACGGCAUUACGGGGAAUACGUGUGUAAAGCCAUCAAUAAGUUGGGCUCCGACCAGAAGAUUAUAGAGCUCCGGGAGUCCGUGAACGUGGUGUGCCCGCCCUCGUGCGGCAUUGGCUACGCCGGGUUCGUGGGCGCCGGUAGCCGACCGUACGUGGAGUAUAGGCCGAUGGCGUGUCUACUAGUGUUGUGUGUAUUAGUGUCGCGGCUGUUAUCUAAUCAAUGAUCUGAUGAUUUGAUUUAGUUUUUGUUGUUUAUAUGAAUAAUGUUUCGUACGUUAAGUGAAAAAUUGUGUUUAUUUUAGUGACAUUUGUUUGAAUAGUUACGUGAAAAGCACUGACAGCUAAAUGCAUACAUAAAAAACUCAAAGACUUAUUAUUUCUUAAAUAUAUUAAUCAAUUGAUAAGCAUUUCGAUGAUUGAUCACAAAGACUGCCACCGACACCACAACAAACUCGACUGAAUCACCAUUUAGUGGGAAAGCCUAUCAUCUGAUAAUUAAUAACUGGGACCUAAAACACACAUUCCAUUGGAUUUUGAUAUAAAAAUCAAAAUAUGAUAUAAAAUAAGAAAAAUUAUUUUUUUCGACACAAAAAUCGACGCGAAUUCUGGGCAUUAAUUCUGCGCCAAAAACAUCACUAAAAAUAAUCUCAAACUUCGAGCAAAACCUCUCAAUAAUUCUCUUUAUUAUAUACACACUGUGUGUCUGUCCUAUCAUCACAUCCCUAUCCAAUCGCCAAAACAAGCCGUCCUUUUCACUGCAUUUCUCGACUCAUUU
Oppiella nova is the source of this 1911-nucleotide messenger RNA. The record is from the annotation of a GenBank genome assembly. NCBI's taxonomy places the organism in Eukaryota, Metazoa, Arthropoda, Arachnida, Sarcoptiformes, Oppiidae.